AUGUCGACUCGCCGCUAUCGUUCGGCUAUUGCGUGUCAAACCUGCCGAGUGCGCAAGGUGCGAUGUAGCGUGUCCAUGACCGGCGUGCCGUGUAUUAGUUGCGAGCAGGACCAAACGGAAUGCAUCCUGAAGCCAAGACAGGGCAAACGCCACUCGUCCCACAACCAUCGGGAGACCACUACUGUGUUCCCGACUUCCCGUCACUAUGUCGAAAGCUCGGCAACGCGGGAUACCGCUAACCAAAGCAAUGCCAAUCCUUCGUCGCCGGAUUCUAGUCCGGGGGGUGAAAUUGUACCGUUGCAAGUCUCACAAGCGCCAUUGGAUACGCCCGAGACCAAAGUUUCGACUGCGUCCAGUGAGCCAAGUGCUGCUGAUGAGGAACAGCUCGGCGUUGAGAUGGUGGAAGUGGCCUUGGGACAUCCACGAAGAGAGUGCCAAGUCCCGUACUACAUCGGUGAGCAGACUGGGGGGCCUACAUCAACCAUGCAUAUAUGCACAACCGACCACCUCAUACCAAAGCAUCUCCUCAUGCCAGCAGCAAAGCAAACCAUCUUGACGGAAGAUGAAAAGACCUUUCUCCGCAGUAAAGGCGUCUAUUCGUUUUUAUCAGAGACAGCAAGUGAUAGUUUGAUCCGGGCCUACUUUCACAAUGUCCACCCAAUCAUGCCCAUCUUGGAAGCGGACAAGCUCCUGGAAUAUCAUCGCUCUAAACGACUGAAAGAGUAUAACCUUAUACUGCUGUGGGGUCUUUAUACCAUUUCCUCCAAUUACGUACCUGCAGAGAUAUACGAGAACGAAGGGUUUACAUCUCGAAAAGCGUUCAAAGCCGAGAUGUUUGCUCGUGCAGUCUGCGUGUAUAACAACGGCGGGGAGAAGAACAACCUCAUUCUUCUACAGGGGGCGCUACUACUAGGCUUCUGGAACUCGGAUAUAGAGGAUCACAUGCAGCCAUGGCAGUGGAGUGGCCGAGCUAUUAACCUGUGUCAUGUCCUCGGUCUCCACCGCGAUAUUGAUGCCAUCGGAUACAACACAUCCAUAUCCGAACGACAGCGUUCACUAUUUCGGAGACUAUGGUGGACGUGCUUCUGGAGAGACCGUUGGCUUUCCGUGUCGCUGGGCAGGCCUUUGCGGAUCAACCUCGACGAAUCUGACACUCCUGAUCCGCUGGUCUCGGAUAUUGCCGUGGACCUGGAGGGCAUACCAGAGUCUGUGACAUCAGCGUUUUUCCCCAGAGACCUGCCACGAUUGGCAGAAUAUUGGAUCCAGUUGAUACAAAUGACGAAGUUGCUGGGCAAGACUCUCAUGACAUGCUACCAGCUGCGACGGCCGAAACCCACAAUUAACCAGAUUGAUACUCUCGAGGCAGAGUUGAUGCGCUUUAAUAUGCCGGAACACCCAGAUCCGAUGUUAUCUCGAUUGGCGACAUUUUACUAUCACCAUUUGCAGCUACACUACCAGUUAGUACUUGUCCCCGUUGUCCUUUUCUCGCUUUACGAUUGGCUAACCGAUGGAUCAAGGGCCAUCUUAAUCACAUUUUAUCGACCUUGUAGUGUAGAGGCUCCUUCAGAUCUCCCUUCUUACCGUCAGAGAGAGUGGCAGCAGGAAAUGCAGGGAAAGGCAAUGUCUGCUGCCUCAAAGACUUGCAACAUUGUUUAUGCACUCGCCCAAGGCAACUUUUUCUCUUUUGCCGGACCAAUGACGCCAACGCUUCUGGUCCCGGCAAUGCAAGUCUACCUUCUCAACUGCAAAUUCGGCGACGCCCUUUCAAGGCGACUCGGCUUAAAUAUGCUAAACAUGUGCAUGAUGAUCUUGGAAGAGCUGCAAAAGACGUAUUCAGUCGCUUCCGUGUGCCGAGGUAUAUUCGGCAAGGCCAUCCAGCAGCUUUUCCCCGACGACGCUGCCAGUAUUUCUCUAACCCACUCUCUUCCCGAGCAAGACGUGACGCCAGUAGCGGAGCUGAUGCCCCCUCCGACUUCUAUCCCAGACACUCCUCUUCAGCUGGAGCUCUUUGGUGCCAAUGUCACCAAGGCUGAUUUUAUUGAUGCCCUUACAGCUGAGGCAUCCAUUUUCAGCUUUGUCGAUAUGUUGAACUUUACAUCAUGA
Messenger RNA from Trichoderma aggressivum f. europaeum, 2103 nucleotides. RefSeq names its product transcriptional regulator family: Fungal Specific TF. Gene Ontology annotation, molecular function: DNA-binding transcription factor activity, RNA polymerase II-specific; zinc ion binding; DNA binding. The record is from RefSeq and is a predicted model, not a curated record. The transcript is spliced from 6 exons. Bases 1 to 2103 code for a protein of 700 amino acids. NCBI's taxonomy places the organism in Eukaryota, Fungi, Ascomycota, Sordariomycetes, Hypocreales, Hypocreaceae. Gene Ontology annotation, biological process: regulation of DNA-templated transcription; DNA-templated transcription.